Colletotrichum orchidophilum is the source of this 1638-nucleotide messenger RNA. RefSeq lists its product as uncharacterized. The record is from RefSeq and is a predicted model, not a curated record. Gene Ontology annotation, cellular component: membrane. Gene Ontology annotation, biological process: carbohydrate transport; transmembrane transport. The transcript is spliced from 11 exons. Lineage: Eukaryota; Fungi; Ascomycota; Sordariomycetes; Glomerellales; Glomerellaceae. Gene Ontology annotation, molecular function: carbohydrate:proton symporter activity. The coding region runs from base 1 to 1638 and encodes 545 amino acids.
AUGGCUGAGCCAACAAGACAGUCAUAUACGGACGCUGACGAGAAGCGAGAUCUCGCCAGCAGCGACGUCAUGGAGGACGCACCUCCUACUGUGGUCGCAGCGGUAGCUGCCCACGAGAUCGCGCACGAAGUUGAGGGUGGGAACUACUCCCCAUGGACAAAAUCCAUGUUCCACCUUUACGGUGUGCUGUUUGUCGCGUACUGCUGCGGUGCUCUCAACGGAUAUGAUGGAUCUCUCAUGGGAUCGCUCAAUGGAAUGACCUCCUACCAACGAACUUUUGAUAUGAAAACCUCGGGCUCUUCGACCGGUAUCGUGUUUAUGAUGUACAAUGUCGGAUCAGUCUGCGCUAUUCUCUUUACGGGACCUGUCAAUGAUCUUCUAGGAAGACGCUGGGGUAUGUUUGUUGGCGCUCUGCUAAUCAUUGUCGGCACAUGCAUCCAGGCUACGGCAAAUCACGUUCCGCAAUUCCUGGGAGGACGUUUUGUAUUGGGCUUUGGUGUGUCGUUUUGCUGUGUCUCUGCACCGACCUACGUGAGCGAGCUAGCGCAUCCCAAGUGGAGAGGUACCCUUACCGGACUCUACAACUGCAUGUGGCCUGUCGGAGCUUUCAUUGCAGGCUGGGUUGCCUACGGUGCCUCUUUCAUCUCCGGUGACGGCGGCUGGCGACUUCCCGUGUGGUGUCAACUCUUCACCUCCGGAAUCGUUGUUAUAUUCGUCUUCUUCCUGCCAGAGAGUCCCCGAUGGCUCGUCGCCAACGACCGACACGAGGAGGCAGCAAAGAUCUUGACACAGCUGCAUGGCGAAAAGGACCCCAACCACCCCAUCGUGCAGUUGCAAAUGAAGGAAAUGAUGGCUCAGAUCUCAAACGAGGCUAGUGACAAGAAAUGGUGGGACUACCACGAGUUAUGGAACACCCACUCUGCCCGGAGAAGACUUGUUUGCGUUCUGGGUAUGGCCAUCAUGGGACAGGCAUCCGGCAACUCCCUGUCAAGCUACUACCUAGUCACCAUGAUGAAUACAGCCGGAAUCACAGACGAGAAGAAGGUCCUGGCCCUCAACGCAGUCAACAGCAUCCUCGGUCUCCUCGGAAGCGUCAUCGGCGCUCGUCUCACCGAUCGCGUCGGUCGACGACCCUUGCUCAUCUAUAGCAUUCUAUUCUGCUCCGUCACAUUCGCCAUAAUCACCGGGACUUCCAAGAUGGCCGUCGACGACCCGAGCAACACCAACGCCGCCAACACCACCAUCGCCUUUGUGUUCCUGUUCGGUGUCGUCUUCUCUCUGGGUUGGACUGCCCAGCAGAGCAUGUACAUCGCCGAGACUCUCACCACAUCCACCCGGGCCAAGGGAACCGCCGUCGGCAACUUUGCUUCCUCGGCAAUCUCGCUGGUGCUCGCUUACAGCUCUGGGCCUGCGUUUGAGAAGAUUGGCUACUACUUCUACCUAGUAUUUGUCUUCUGGGACAUCUUGGAGGCCAUCUUCAUCUUCUUCUUCUUCCCCGAGACCAAUCAUCGCACGCUGGAAGAGCUAGAGGAGGUGUUCUCAGCGCCGAACCCAGUCAAGAAGAGUUUGGAGCCUCGUACCGCAUCGACUGUGUUGGAAACCAUGAAAGUCCCCAACGAGAAGUUUGUAGAGGCUUGA